Molecule: messenger RNA, 7204 nt
Organism: Paramormyrops kingsleyae
Lineage: Eukaryota; Metazoa; Chordata; Actinopteri; Osteoglossiformes; Mormyridae
Gene: dnajc6
Product: DnaJ (Hsp40) homolog, subfamily C, member 6
Biological process (GO): clathrin-dependent endocytosis; synaptic vesicle uncoating
Cellular component (GO): vesicle; intracellular membrane-bounded organelle; postsynaptic density
Molecular function (GO): clathrin binding
Source: RefSeq, a predicted model, not a curated record
GGUGUCUCUUAAUAUGCAGAAUACAUUUUAUUUUAUAGGCCUACGGAAGGUCUAAUUUCCGUGUAUGACGAUUGUCCUAUCUGAUAAGCCUACACUUUUUAUUCAAUAUAGUUUUUACAUGAUACUCGACAAGCAGUCUUUUAAUUCGCGCAGACACCAAAAUAAUCCCCGUCCUAAAAUAACGCGAAAGCCCCUUAGCCCAGCCCCCCGUCCCCGCCCUUCUCAUAACAGGCGGGUUUAAGUCACCUAUAGCCGGCAUGGCAUUGUCGGCUCUGGCCUCCAUCCAGCAGAAAGCCUGGAAAGGGACUGGCUGCCUCCCCUGCGCCGUGUAGAAGCCUAAAUGCGACUCCGAUAACUGUAAAGGGAAGGGAAGAGCGGGAGCGAUCGGCUUCUUUGGAGGGUCGCUUUCAAACAGGGACCAGCCGCAUCGCUUUCUUUAUUAAUGUGAUUUGAACACAUUGAUCAUGAGCCUCCUGGGCGGCUACAAGAAGAAGACCGGUUAUGGGUGCGACGGAUAUGAAUCUUUACAGCUGGUGGACAGCAGCGGCGAUCUCAGUAACGGGGAUCGCGGAGGCGGCGGCGGCUUCUCGGCGGCGUCCAGCCCGGCGGCGAGGGCGGUCCCGGGAAGACCCGGCGACUGCAGCACCAUGGACAGCUCAGAUAUGGAUGCCAACUAUGGCGGCGGCCUUCUGGACAUGGUGAAAGGGGGAGCGGGCAAGUUCUUCAGCAACUUCAAAGACAACCUGAAGGACACCUUGAAGGACACCUCCACCAAAGUCAUGCAUCAGGUUGCCACGUACACAAAAGGGGAACUUGACAUUUCCUACAUCACCUCAAGGAUUAUAGUGAUGUCAUAUCCUGUGGAGGCGGUGGACAUUGGAUACAAGAACCACAUCGAGGACAUGCGCUCCUUCCUGGACUCCCGGCAUGUAGACCACUACACGGUGUUCAACCUCUCUCAGAGGAACUACCGUGGGACAAAGUUGUCCAACAGGGUGUCAGAGUGCAGUUGGCCCUCCCGACAGGCCCCCAGCCUCCACAAUCUCUUUGCUGUCUGCAAGAAUAUGCACAACUGGCUGAGGCAGAGUCCCCGCAAUGUCUGCGUGAUCACCUGCACGGAUGUCACGCGGGCCUCUUCCGGCAUCCUGGUCUGCGCCAUGUUCUGCUUCUGCCACCUGUUCAGCAGCCCAGGGCCCGCCAUGCAGCUACUGAACGCCAAGAAGCCCGGGACGGGUCUAUGGCCCUCACACAGGAGGUACCUGGGCUACAUGUGCAGCAUGGUGUCGGAGAAGCCGUCGCUGCCUCACACCAAGCCCGUGCUCAUCAAGGCGGUGACGGUAAGCCCGGUGCCGUGCUUCAACAAGCAGCGCAGUGGCUGCCGGCCUUUCUGCGACAUCCUCAUCGGCGAGACCAAGAUCUUCUCCACCGCGCAGGACUACGAGAGGAUGAGAGAGCACCGGGUGCAGGACGGCAAGGUGGUGUUUCCUCUGGGGGUGAGCGCUUACGGCGACGUGGUGAUUGCCGUCUACCACAUGCGCUCCACCAUUGGGGGGAGACUGCAGGCAAAGGUGAGCAACACGCAGAUCUUCCAGAUACAGUUUCAUACCGGCUUCAUCGCAGCAGGCACCAGCACCUUGAAAUUCAUGAAGCCUGAGCUGGACGCCUGUGAUUCCCCUGAGAAAUACCCCCAGCUUUUCCAUGUAACGCUGGACAUAGAGGUGGAGAGCACAGACAAACAGAAGGACCUCACCCCUCCCUGGGAGCACUUCCCCAGCAAAGACCUGAGCCCCAGCUUGCUCUUCUCCGGCCACCAAGAGCAGCAGGACACACUGGCCCAAGCAGAUCCUGGACGGAUCGGCGGCGGCCUGAAUGGCCGGACCGGCCCGGCCAACGGCGACAGUGAACCGUCGGACGACGAGAUGCUGUCCUUGUCCAGCCAGCAGAGCAGUGCCUCUAACGAGAAGGCGGGUGCACAGACCACGCCCAGGAAAGCCGAAGCCCCGCCCCCAGCCGUUCCACCCCCCUCAGAGGACGUGGAUCUGCUGGGUUUAGAUGGAGAUGUGGAGAGCUCAGCCAGCGUGUCCCCACGCGCCCCCACCAACGCUGAUCUGCUGGGCGACCUGUUUGGGGCCCCCCAGCUCUCCUCUGUCUCCAGCCCUGCCCACUCCACACCACGCCGAUCAGCAGCUUCCUCCUCCAGCCCCUCGCCCCGCCUCUCUGACAAUUUCAACCCAUUUGGAACCAAUUCCAGCCCUAAACAGACAGAGUUUACAGGCAUGUUCCUGGGACCAGGCUGUAACUCCCCUGUGCCCCCCAACACCCCCACUGUCAACAUCCAACAGUCAAACCCAAUGGCGGAUUGGGAAUGGAACAGGCCAGCUACUCCAGGAGCCUUUGGGAUGGGCAGCAAGUCAGCUAGCACCAGUCCAUCAGAGUCGGCCCACAACACGCCCACUCAUCAGGCCAAGCCCAACACGCUUGACCCCUUUGGCGACCUCGGGGCACUCGGGGCCAGUAUAGGAGGCGGCUCAGGCUUCUCCAGUAAGCCCACCAGUCCCACGGGGUCCGGCGGGGCCUUCCCCGGCACGGGCUCCCCAGGACGGCCAUCUCCCCAGCACGUGGCAGCUGGGGGCUGGCAGUCCAGCCCUGCAUUCCCCUCCAGGCAGCCGGGCGGAAGCUCACCGCGCUCGCCGUACCAGCAGCAGGCCAAACCGGCACCGACGACCCACUCCUCCCUGCAGAACCGGCCCAAUUACAACGUGAGCUUCUCCGGAAUGGGCGGGGCCUCUCCGGGGAAACAGACGGCUGGCGUGGGGAAGCCGAAGAUGACGGAUGCCAACUUUGACGAUCUACUCACCGGUCAAGGUUUCACCGGCAGCCGUGAGAAGAGAGGCCCGAAAACGAUAGCGGAGAUGAGGAAGGAGGAGAUGGCGAAGGAGAUGGACCCUGAGAAGAUAAAGAUCCUGGACUGGAUUGAGGGCAAGGAGAGGAACAUCCGCGCCCUGCUGUCCACCAUGCACACGGUCCUGUGGGAGGGAGAGAGCCGGUGGCGGUCCGUGGGCAUGGCCGACCUGGUCACCCCAGAGCAGGUCAAGAAGGUCUACCGCAAGGCCGUGCUGGUGGUCCAUCCAGACAAAGCCACCGGACAGCCUUAUGAACAAUAUGCCAAGAUGAUCUUCAUGGAGCUCAAUGACGCCUGGUCAGAAUUCGAAAGCCAAGGGCAAAAAGCUCUGUACUGACGCAAGAAGCACUUCAUGUGACCCCCCAGGACCUGUAAGACCCUCCCAUAUCUCUGCCGUGACCAUUGUCCUUCUCUGAUCGCCAGUGACGCGAUCUUGCAGGUGUCUCUGUGUACAGAACGACCAUGUCAAACGCGAGAGUGUGAAGUUCAUGCCUCCCAAGAGCAGAGAUCCGUCCAUACUACAUACAAAACAAUCUGCUCCACAGAACCCAAUUGUAGAUGGGGGAGAUGUUUACGACAGACCUGCAAGGCGACCAUGUGACAGGGGUCUCCAGGUUCUCUUAACCAUGCACUUUCGGCAAAUGCAAGUGUGUCAAGGGAUGAAAAGAGCGUCAUUAAACCAAAGGGCAUUUGCAUAAAUAGCUAAAUAACAAAUGUGUUAAUAUAUACGAUGCAAAGCUUCUGAGUUACUAGCUAUUUAUGUAAAUGCAGCCACCAAUGCCAGUCCUACAUAAGAUAGAGAUUUUCCAGAGCGAUGACCCAAGCUGGUUGUCUCUGGAAAUGUUCUCAGACUUGGGGACAGGACUGCCAUGGUCCAUGACGUAGUGACGUGAAGAUAUUUUUAUUUUUAUAAAUUAGCAGUGCUUCCAGCUAUAGGCACAAUGUGGACCUUCAUGGUGGGCGCCAGGUCGGUGUUUCUUAAAAGGAAAAUGACGGACUUCUGGGUUGACAAAUAGUGCACUCAACUCAGGCUGAUAACAGCUAUUGAGACAUAUCAUAAGCAUCCUAUCUUGACGUCAUGAAAUGACACUCAUAAUCCUUGUAGAGGAUGUACUCCUAUCAUGUACUCUGGGAUCUAGUGUGUCUCUCUGAAAUUCCCUUUCUCCUUUGGGAUGGCUCAGUCACACUGGGUCACAGCCCCAAAGCCCCCAGGUAACCCUCGCAAUCUUGACCUAGCAUAUAAGAGGGUUUCCUAUUGGUUGACUGUCAAUAAGAUGAAUUCUUAUUUGACGCACAAGCACAAAACUUACCCAUGGACCUUUUAUUUGACCACAGUGUCACAUAAAAUACUAUGUCUGCAAUGUAAAUACUCUCUACCUGCUAUGGAUUUUCAUUGAGUAAAGUUCUUACUUUAUUUCACUUGCAAGUAUGUUUACAUUUAAAGGAGAGUCUGAAAUGUUUCUUUUUCCAGACAGCAUUUUACCUUUUGGAUACUUUAAGAUACCUUUGAUGUUCCUGCUUCAUCUUCAGAAAUGUGUCAUUAUUCUUCUGAUGUGUCCUCUUUACAGGGUUGCCAACUUUGGUCAGCUGGCUGUCGUGAGAUUUUAAAUUGGAGACAAGCCUGCACAUGCAUUUACAUGUAAUAUGUAGUAGUUUAAUUACCUUGUAAGUAAUCUGUAGGGUUUGCAAACUGCCCCAAAGCUUUUCAUGCAGCUAACUUCAGGUUUAUUAUGGAACAAUCCGUAAGUCUGAUAAGCAUGAGCUGGCAACCUUGUCUUUAUUUGGGGGUGGGAGGACAAAUGGGUGAAUGAUUUUUCACAUUUCUGCUGUAUUGUGAGACCUCAUUCACUGUACAUAUUUUCAAAUCCAUCCAUCCAUCCAUCCAUCCAUAUUUUAACCAAUAAUCCCAGUCAGGGUCAUAGGAGUAUUUUUUUUUAUCGUCAUUGAACAAUGUUUCAUCCUGUCACAUUGAGGGUAACACUUAUUACAUUGAUUUUAUUUAGCAGAUGUUUUUGUCCACAGUGAUAUACAAUCGAGGCAAAUAGCACAUUACAGAAAAACGUCUCUCGAGCAUUUUGGGUGAUCGCCUAUGUAUUUAUUUCUAUAGACUGAUUGCAUUGAAUUGUUUGUCAUCAUGGAAAAUCAUGAGAGCUGAACAUGGAUCUUAAAGCUGCCUGCUCACCCUCCCUCUCGCUUCUCCUUCUAUUUUUCCCAGUAUUCCCAGUUUGUAAAUGUUUGAGUCACCAGAGCUGAUGCUUAAGUUAAGUCAGAGUUAAGUUUGCUUCUUUUUAUGUAUUAAUAUAUGAUAUUUUCAUGAUGCAAUUACAAAUUUAUAUGGUUCCAAGACUAUGUCCGUAUAGGGCCUUCUAUAAUGAAACAUUAACACGGACGGCCUGACCAGUACAUUUUUAAUUGGAAUUGAUGUGCUAGAGUAUUCAGUGGGAGGCUUUAACGUGACUUUUUGCUUCUGAAAUCCAUUAAUAUUGCUUGUUCCUAAUUACAGGAUGUGCUGCAAUAUGUUCCUGAACGUUCCACAGAAUCCUUAUAUUAGUGAGGGCUCUAAUCGUGCUUUAAUUUAUUUCGCAUUUAUUCAUUUAGUGGACGCUUUUGUGCAAAGCGCCACGAGAGAGAUAAACGAAAGGCAAUUGAUGGGCGCCGUGAGAGGGACGGCACGCUUACCUUGGCGGAGCUUCACAAGCUCCCCGUUGUGUUGUCAUGUAUUGUUCUUUUCGUGAUCUGUCCUACAGACUUUGGCAUUAAUUGACGUGCACAGGGCCGGCCCUGACUGUUUUGGUGCCCUAGGAGAUUCUGCUGAUUGCCCGUCCCAAAGAGCAGCAAAAAAAUUCCAUAGAUUUGUCAGUUUAUUUAUCUUAAAACAUGUCAGUAGUACAGGAUAUCUGGCUAGCUAGCUCUUUCACAAGAAACAUAGUGAAAUAUUAGAACUAAUGUAAAUAACUAUGAUGUCAUGGAAUGCGACCAGAGGAAUUUCUUCUGAUUUUUUCCUCUUUUUUGCGUCCCCUAAUCAUAUGGCGCUCCAGGCGAUUGUCGAUGUUGCCUGUCGUAGGCCGGACCUGGACCUGAGAAAGUAAAACACGCAUGGCACUUUUUGUGUGUUUGUCUCGUCUAAAAUUAUUGUGAGACAGGCUAAAGGCUUCUGUUCUUUUUGUAUAUUUAUAUCAACAGUUCUCCUGAAAUGAAAGAAAGGGGAUGUAUUGUUUUUAUUUUUGUCAUUUGUAUUUAUUCAUGAAAUGAUUCCCUACAGUGUUACAUUGUGUGAUUUGUUUUAAAAUUGUAGAAAUAUCUACAAGUAUAUUUUGGGGAAAAGGUUUUUGCAGAUUUAAUGCAGUUGUCGAAUAAAUGUAUGUGAAUGGAAACAGCAUCGACGUGGCUGCUGGGGGGCAGGGAGCAGGCCUGCAGCUUCUGCUAACGGAAUUGAAGGAGUAGUUUGUAAUGAAUGAGUAUCAGGGUGAAAACAGCUGGGUAAAUGCUGGUCCGCUUGUACAAAAAAACAUUUCUAUUUGUACAGUAGUGGAGGGGGUGGGGUGGAAUAGCAUCUGGCCCCGGGUCCGUCAUAGCAGGGGGCCCACUGCAAAAUUUACUAAGCUACACCCCAAAGUGGCUGACACCAAAGCCCAAGAUGAUCACGCAAAAUUUGCAACAAUUUACCGAGAUACACCCCCCCCCCCAGCACUCAGUCCCCCCUGCUGUGAGACCCCUCCCCUGCCUGCUGCUAUUUCUUGGGAUAUUCCUUCUGUUUAGAUAGAUCCCCAUUUAACUGUCCAAGACUUGGUUCUUUGGUUAUUUGUUUGAAAUUAAAACAUAGCACAAAGUGUUACCCGCAGUUACAUUUUUACAAUAUUGCAAUAUUUUACAUUAUAUUCAUGGAGAUCUUUUUUUUUUUUUACCGCGUCUGUCAUCCACCUUUGUAGAUGCUGAACAUCAAAGGUGUUUUUGUCAGGAUGCCACACAGAAGUCAACAGUAACUAGCUGCUGAAUGGGUUUUACGGAUUGUCACCAGUGAGCCCCAAUUAUAACCUGCACACAGUAUUAUUCCCUGUCGAACAGAUAUUCAGUCUUCAGUCUUGAUUCUCGAGCCGACAAACAGGCUAAUUUUACGAUAGUGAAACUGUGGUAUGACUGUUGUGGGAUUUGGACCCCUUUGCUUGUGUGCUUGUAAAGUGUUGCUGAAACGUGAGUUACGUUUACGUGAAUUAUUGACCGGCCCCUUCCUACCUGUAUAUAAUUGUGUGCACAUGCAGAAAUAAACGAAGAAACGAAACGCAAGAAAGGCACUCUUUUACA